Messenger RNA from Fraxinus pennsylvanica, 354 nucleotides. NCBI's taxonomy places the organism in Eukaryota, Viridiplantae, Streptophyta, Magnoliopsida, Lamiales, Oleaceae. The record is from the annotation of a GenBank genome assembly.
AUGGUUCGCCCUCAUGUGCUUCUUGUAACUUUUCCAGCUCAAGGGCACAUCAAUCCAUUACUUACAUUUGCCAAGACCCUCGUUAGGAAUGGCAUUGAAGUCACCUUUUCAACAAGUUUAUAUGCCCAACGACGGAUGUCGAAGGCUAGUGACGACAUCACCAACGGCAUUACUUUUGCGGCGUUCUCUGACGGAUUUGAUGAUGGGUGCAAAUCCAAUGAUGAUCGCGAUCGAUACAUGAUGGAGUUUAGAAGCCGUAGUUCCAACACCAUAAGAGAAACGAUUCUUGCUAGUGCAGAGCAACGCCGCCCAGUUACGUGCCUAGUUUACAGUCUACUGCUUCCGCUAUGGUGA